Lonchura striata (white-rumped munia) is the source of this 687-nucleotide messenger RNA. The record is from RefSeq and is a predicted model, not a curated record. NCBI's taxonomy places the organism in Eukaryota, Metazoa, Chordata, Aves, Passeriformes, Estrildidae.
AUGGGUGAGUACAGGGCUGGGAAGUGGGUGCUCCUUGCCAGCAACGGGGAGAGCAAAGCUUGGCCCAGGGACUGCAGCGAGGUUCCAGCUGGCAGCCCCAGCGGUGUGUACAUCAUCCAGCCCAUGGGCCUGCACCCCAUCAUGGUGUCAUGCGAGAUGAGCGGGGCAGGCAGCAGCUGGACCGUCAUCCAGAGGAACCGGCGGGACACGGACAUCACCUGGGCCGAGUCCUGGAGCACCUACAAGCACGGCUUCGGGAACGUGCACACUGAGUUCUGGCUGGGCACCGAGUACAUCCACCAGAUCACCAGGCAGAAGAUCUACCAGGUCAGGUUUGUCAUCUGGGAUGCUGCAAACAAUAUGAGGUUCGCAGACUACAACCUGUUCAGCCUGGAUGAUGAGUCCCAGGGCUACCGGCUGAGGCUGGGAGCACACUCAGGGACAGCAGAGGAUGCCAUGGAUUCAGACAAUCCCAGGAAAGUGCACAACAACAUGAAGUUCUCCACAAAGGAUCGGGAUCAGGAUACGUACAGAGGGAACUGUGCCUCACGCUAUGGGGGUGGCUGGUGGUACUCAGCCUGUUACUCGGUGCAGCUGAACGUCAAGGGGGGUCUGACAUGGGGCAAGCUGUGCAAGGGGAACUGCAGAGCCUCGGCCAUCCUCAUCAAACCAACUCCAUACCCCUAA